Molecule: messenger RNA, 830 nt
Organism: Macrosteles quadrilineatus (aster leafhopper)
Lineage: Eukaryota; Metazoa; Arthropoda; Insecta; Hemiptera; Cicadellidae
Product: UMP-CMP kinase 2, mitochondrial-like
Exons: 6
Coding region: 21-830 (269 amino acids)
Source: RefSeq, a predicted model, not a curated record
GGUUCUUUUCUAGUUUCAAAAUGAAUUUAUUAUCAGUUGUAAUUUUAUGUGUUCAGGGCAUCAUUGUGGUAUUGGCACAACAAUCACAUCUUGGCGAUAACAUUCCAAUAUUUUACAAUCUAAGACAAGUUCUGGAUGUUUUUCAUUCAAAAGAACAUGCAGGACGACAAGAUACACAACGAAUUUUGUAUGCUUUUGAAAACUACUGCUUCAGUCAGUACACAAGAUCUCCUCCAGGGAAAAGGAAGCCGUUUGUUGUUGUUGAAGGGGAUCAUAAGACAAGUACCGACAUCAUCAGCCGAAGACUAGCCAAGAGGUUGGGCGCGACUUUGCUACAGAAUGUUGCCAAGUGCCUGGAGGGGUACAAACGGGUGUUCCCUCAAGGUGACCCGUUACGUCGAGCGUUCUACGGGCUCUCCAUGUACGCGGUGGCUCACAAGGCUAAACUGGUCUACCACCGGUUUCCGGUUGUAGCUAACGGGUACUGGGUUGAACAAACUGUCUUUGGUGUAGGUAACAAGCACGACACUGUUGAAGACAUUCCAACCAGAGGAUCUGCUGUGUAUACCUGGCCCUCCGAUCUUCUCAAACCCGACUUGUUGGUCUACGUCACCUUCCCUGACAACUUCCACAAGAAUAUUGGGACAACAAGAGCGCCGAACUCAUGGAAACAGAGACUUGAAUACAUUUAUCAACAGAUUGAGGAUCCACCAGUCAUCAUCAAAUCCACGGCACAAGGGUUCGACAACAUUACUGCAGAACUGGAAAACACUAUCACAGAUAUGUUCUCAGACACUUUAGAUUGUAAUUUUACACCAAACGAAAUGUGA